GGAGGGAUUAUAUUAGGGACAAACUAUGCUAAGGCUUAUAUUCUAGUUGGGUCUCGUUUUCAUGGAAAUACGGUCGAUGUGUUCGGAAGCAACAUGGGUGGGCACUUCAAGGUUCUGUUCUGUAUGUCAUUGCAGAUGAGAAACAAGGGAGAGAAUAACAAGACCAAAGUUUUGACCUGGAAGAAAUAAGGGUAUGUGGAACUGAAGCAAACAUUACCUAAGAAGUCAAGGGGGAAGAUCCAAAUAAAGAAAAAGUGGAAAUAACUGGAAGUCAGUGGGAACAAAAAGGUUCCUUGGACAGCCAAAAUGGACAGAUAUUAAUGAAAGUCUUUCACGAAGGAAAGACUGGCUUGAAUAAAAAAACUCCAAGUAAUAGAUCAGAAAUAUUUUUGGCCUCCUCAAGAGUCCAAGAAUAUCAGUGGGGGAAAACCCCUACAGACUGCCUAUUAUGGACGAGAGGAUCCACCCAGUGAAAACCCAUACAAAUACUUGGAGUAUGGCGAAAGCUUUACUGAAAAAAACUUCCACAUGAUUCAUGGAAGCACCCAUACCGAAGAGAAGUAUGUACUAGUGCUUCCAGUGUGGCAAAAGAUUUAGCAUGCAGACCAAUCUGGUGAGACACAAGAAGACUCAAACUGGGGACAAACUCUUUGAAUGUCCCUCUUGUGCGAAAAGUUUCACUAAGAAUUCUGACCUGGUGAUACACAAAAGGACUCACACAGGAGAGAAACCAUAUGAGUGUUCAGAUUGUGGGAAAAGUUUCAGUCAGAAUUCCCAUCUGGUGGUUCAUCAGAGGAUUCAUUCAGGAAAGAAACCAUAUAAGUGCUAUGAUUGUGGGAAAGGUUUCUCUCAGAAUUCGAGUCUGGUGGAACACCAGAGGACUCACACAGGAGAGAAACCAUACAAGUGUCCAGAUUGUGAGAAAACUUUCAGUCAGAAUUCCAACCUGGUAAUUCACCAGAGGACUCACACGGGAGUGAAACCAUAUGAGUGUCCAGAAUGUGGAAAAAGUUUCAGUAAGAAUUCCAACCUGGUGAUUCACCAGAGGACUCACACAGGAGAGAAACCAUAUGAGUGUCCAGAUUGUGGGAAAAGUUUCAGUCAGAAUUCCCACAUGGUGAGACAUCAGAUGACUCACACAAUAGAAAAACCAUAUAAGUGUUUGGAUUGUGGAAAAAGUUUCCAGGAUAAUUUCAACCUGGUGAUUCACCAGAGGACUCAUAUGGGAGAGAAACCAUAUGAGUGUCCAGAUUGUAGGAAAUGUUUCAGUCGGAAUUUCCACCUGGUGAGACAUCGGAGGACUCACACAGUAGAAAAACCAUAUAAGUGUUCGGAUUGUGGGAAAAGUUUCCAGAAUAAUUCCAACCUGGUGAUUCACCAGAGGACUCAUACGGGAGAGAAACCAUAUGAGUGUCCAGAUUGUAGGAAAUGUUUCAGUUGGAAUUCCUACCUGGUGAGACAUCGGAGGACUCACACAGGAGAUAAACCAUAUGAGUGUUUGGAUUGUGGGAAAAGUUUCCAGGAUAAUUCCAACCUGGUGAUUCACCAGAGGACUCAUACAGGAGAGAAACCAUAUGAGUGUCCAGAUUGUAGGAAAUGUUUCAGUCAGAAUUCCCACCUAGUGGAACAUCGGAGGACUCACACAGGAGAAAAACCAUACGAGUGUCUUGAAUGUGGGAAAAGUUUCAAUCAGAAUUCCCAUUUGGUGAUACACCGGAGGACUCACACAGGAGAGAAACCCUAUGAAUGUCCGGAUUGUGGGAAAGAUUUCAGUAAUAGGUCUAGCCUUAUAAAUCACCAGAGGACUCACACAGGAGAGAAACCAUAUGAGUGUCCAAAUUGUGAGAAAAGUUUCCAGCGGAAUUCCCACCUGGUGGAUCAUCAGAGGACUCACACAGGAGAGAAACCAUAUGUGUGUUCAGAUUGUGGGAAAAGUUUCAGUCAGAAUGACAGCUUGGUGAAACAUCAGAGGACUCACACGGGAGAGAAACCAUAUGAGUGUCCCGAAUGUGAGAAAAGUUUCAAUCUGAAUUCCAACCUGAUGAGACAUCGGAGGAUUCACACAAGAGAGAAACCAUAUGAGUGUCCGGAUUGUGGGAAAACUUUCAAUCAGAAUUCCCACCUGGUGAAACAUCAGAGGACUCACACAGGAGAAAAACCGUAUGAAUGUCCAGAUUGUGGGAAAAGUUUCAGUCAGAAUGACAACCUGGUGGAUCAUCAGAGGACUCACACAGGAGAGAAACCAUAUAAGUGUUGUGAUUGUGGGAAAUGUUUCUCUCGGAAUUCUAGCCUGUUCAUGCACCAGAGGAUUCACAAACGACAGAAACCAUAUGAAUGUCCAGAUUGUGGGAAAAGUUUCAGUAGGAAUUCCAACCUGUUGGAACAUCAGAGGGCUCACACAGGAGAGAAACCAUAUAAGUGUUGUGAUUGUGGGAAAGGUUUCUUUUAUAUUUCUAGCCUGGUGGAUCAUCAGAGGACUCACACAGGAGAAAAACCAUUUGAGUGUCUUGAAUGUGAGAAAAGUUUCAAUCUGAAUUCCAACCUGGUGAGACAUUCGAGGACUCACACAGGAGAGAAACCAUAUGAGUGUUCGGAUUGUAGGAAAAGUUUCAGUCAGAAUUCCCAUCUGCUGAGACAUCAGAGGACUCACACAGGAGAAAAACCAUUUGAAUGUCUUGAAUGUGGUAAAACUUUCAGUCGGAAUUCCAAUUUGGUGAUACACCAGAGGACUCACACAGGAGAGAGACCGUAUGAAUGUCCGGAUUGUGGGAAAGAUUUCAAUGUUAAGUCUAGUCUUAUAAAUCAUGUAAGGUUACACAUAGGGGAGUAAUCAUUCAACUACCCAGAUUGCAGACAAUUAUUGUUUUGUACAACAUUGCUCCCUUAUCACACACAAGAAAUUGCAGUUGAGGCAAAACUUGAUGGAUAUAGAGGAAUCUUCAAUUUUGAUUCUUGUCUCUCAUUUGUAACCAAGCUGGGCAUUUAAUUUCUUGCAUGGUUCUGUUUAGUGAAACAGAUCUCAGUAUCAAACAUGAGGGGUGGGGUGGGGUAGGGUGAUUAGG
Messenger RNA from Ahaetulla prasina, 3062 nucleotides. RefSeq names its product zinc finger protein 850-like. Gene Ontology annotation, biological process: negative regulation of transcription by RNA polymerase II. The transcript is spliced from 3 exons. Gene Ontology annotation, molecular function: DNA-binding transcription repressor activity, RNA polymerase II-specific. The record is from RefSeq and is a predicted model, not a curated record. Lineage: Eukaryota; Metazoa; Chordata; Lepidosauria; Squamata; Colubridae. Bases 599 to 2830 code for a protein of 743 amino acids.